UGACGAGGCAGCAUAAUGUUUCGCUGCAGGAUCAGGACCUGAGACCAGAUUGCAGACAACUGAGAGUAUAAACUCAAAUAAAUUAAGCCCACUAAAAGUGGGUGGAGUGCCGGUAAACCAACCAAGAUGUGGACGCAGAGAAAUGCAGUCGGCAAUUGGCUGUUGGUCUUAACAGCCGUUAUCGGAUUUCUAACUUUCAUAUGGAUUCCGCAGACCUCAGCCGAAUGUCAAACGCGAUCGAUUUACUGCUAUGAGUGCGAUUCCUGGACAGAUGCCCGCUGCAAGGAUCCCUUCAAUUAUACUGCCCUGCCAAGGGAUCAACCUCCCUUGAUGACCUGCAACGGUUGCUGCGUGAAAAUGGUGCGGCAUCAGAGAUCACCGUACGAGGUGGUGCGACGCAUGUGUACGUCACAGUUACAGAUCAAUUUAUUCAUGGUCGAUCACGUGUGCAUGAUGGAAAGUUCAGGCAAUGGACAUAUGUGCUUUUGUGAGGAAGAUAUGUGCAAUUCUAGUAAAGAUUUACUCACUAACGGUUGCCAGCUGCAUCUCAUACCCAUCGCAGUGGCAGUGUCAUGGCUAAUGGGUCAAUUGCUCAGCAGAUAGAAAGUGUUAGGCUCACCCACAGAAAUCCACACACAUACAAAACAUACAAAAAACACCUUGACUAAAUCCUACACGAACUCACUAUCUAUCUUCCUCUCUAUCUAAGCGUAUGAUUUGUAGCUUGAUUUGAUUUCAUUACGAUAACAGUUACGAUUGAUUUCCUUUUGGAGCACUGUUUUCGAAGAAAGGACUUCGAGUAGUUUGAUCAGCACCAAUCGAAAGCUCGAGUACCCGAUCCAGGAAUGUUAAUGCAUACCAAAGCUUCCAAUGACAGAAGGCUUUCUCUGUUCUCUGUUCUUAAUCACACACGGUAGACACACACUAAAGCGAGCUUUGGAUGCACAGAGUUCUUCAGAUGCGAACUUAAAUGAAUCGCAUCGAAAUCGAAUCGAUAUUUGAAUUGCAUGUUGUUGAUGCUAAAGCUGAAGCAUGUAGCGCUUAAGUAGGAAUCGUAGUAAUUAUUACAUUUUUAUUUCGUUGUUACUUACAUUUGUAAAUGCCCCGACCAGAGGGAUAAACCAAAACCAAAAACAAGAAAACCAAAGCCAGUAAUCGAUUCAAACUUUAGUACGUUAAUAGACUUACUUUAAAACAUUUGUCCAAAUCUUAUGUAAACUUGGAAUAACUAGACACCCCCAGACACACUGUAUAUAUUUCCAGCCCUGAAAAAGAUCAUCCCAAAAGUAUUUGCAGUGACCAAGUGAAACAUUUGCUCAUCUUGUUUAUUCCAAAGUCGGAAGAGAACUGCAUAAUGCAUAAAACGUUAUUUUGUUGUUAAUACUCGGUAUCCUAGAUCCUAGCCAUUAAGCUGUACUCUCGGUUCUCGCUUGGAGCCUACAACAAAAAACAAAAAUCAAAGAACCCCACGCAUCAUAUCACGUAACGAAGCAACAAUGAGACCGAAUUUUGGUAAUCUAUCGAUCUUAAAGUAGUUUGCCUCAUAGAACCUGCCACCAGCACCAAACUGUAUAAAGUACCGAUCACCCUGGUCCCUUUGGUUUAUGUUCAACAAGUGAUAAUUAGAUUGUAAGUAGAUGAUACCCGAUCCCAAUUCCGAUCCCUAACCCUCAGAUCCGUAAUACAACCCGUAUCCCUCAUUAUGAAAUUGAAAUUGAAUCAAUUCUCAUUCAUGCUAGUGAUAGUUUUAAAACGAAUCGAAUCGAAUCGGAACUUAUAGCUUACAUAGCUUAUGAUUUACAUUUUUGGAAUUUUACGUAAUGUUAUAAAUUAAUAGUUAUGAUUAUGAUUAUCAUCUCGACUAGAGUAUUCGACUUGAAGUUUUGUAUUCUAAGCGUAAACCUUUUCAUUUGUAUAAUUAAAGAUUGGCUAAUAAACAACCAUUUUUACCAUAUAUCUCUAGCAAAAUUUACUCUCAACUUUUGCUGUUUAACUUUUAGCUUCAAUUUGCUUUAUCUACUUGCUACUCACUUAACCAACUUUUCAACAUUCGUGCACUUUUGCCCACGCAUUUGUAUGAUAUUAACCCCUAGACUUGGCUUUAGUUGAAAAAUGCUUCACGAAAAUAUUAAAAAAAAAAAAACAAUAGAAUAUCCAUAUCCGUCCAGCACAGGUAAGUCACAAGCAAAACAAAAAAAAACUCUAAUCCAAAAAGUACAGUUGCGCACCGUUUUCUUAGUUCGCUCUUGCCUCGCUCGUAGAUGGAUGGGAUAUCGGAUUUUAGCCGGCCUAUCUUGGUGGUACACACAAACACCUUCACUCCAGCACCCUUCUACUCCUAAAUCCCUCCCCCAAACCCCCCUCCUUUCCACAAAACCCCCUAAACCUAGCGAAAAUUCCUAAUGCAAUGUUUACACUAUUUGUUUUUAAUUUCAUUUUGUAUGGUUUCUUGCUUUCCUGGUAUGUUGGUUUGUUCAAUAACAGAUAAACUUAUAUAUUUUAACCACAAAUAUCUAACCGAUUUUGGUUUGUGAAUGUUGACAAUAUUCUUAUAACCAGUAUUUGAUUGAUUGAUUGACGGUUAAUGCGUUUCAAAGUUAAAACAAAAACAUUAAUCGAAAACAGGCAAUGAAGUUAAACAACAAAAUUAACACACACGGAUUUUGUAGUGCAAAACUAACAUAUUUUAAUUUAGUACUUUUUGUAGUUCCAACAUCUAUCUCAGCGCCAACACACUCUCUAUUUCUCUUUCUCUGUAUCUCCUCUAUAUCUCUCUGUAUAUCUUUCUAUUUAUUUAACUAUCUCUCACUCUUUCCUAACAACUCCGUUUGAUCUAAGACUCUUUUUACUAACUUUCUUCCAAAAACAGAAACCACAUAGAACUCUAGAGACACACCUGUAGCAUAUAGUAAAACAAAAAUAAAACAAUAAAAAAACACGCAAAAACACAAAAGCCACUCACUGAAUGCUAGCGAAAUAUAUACAGAAAAUACAAUACAGUUACAGAAUAAGCGAUGCACUUAGAGAAAACACUCAAACAACUCAUGAAUAUACUAAAAACCAAUGGUGAAUUUUUACUACUUGUAGGCGCGUUUUUUCAAACAGAACAUACAAUUAAAUACCGUUUUAAAGAGCCCGAUAAUGAUGGGCUUAAGCUUGACAUCCAUAGAUUCCUCACAAUACAAAAAGCACUAAAUUAAUAUCAAAGAUCUUACCAAUAUAGCGAAAUGCUUAGUAAAAUGAUUAUUGGUAUUGGUUGAUGAAUAUUGCAAAGAAAAAAGAGAAAAACCUAGGAGACACAAAAAGCUCAAAAACCAACUCUCUAGAAGAAAUCAGCAGUCGCUUUUAUGUUUUAAGUUUAGAUAUUGGUUCGUUUUUUUUUCAAUUAUUCAUCUUGAAUAUAGCAGAUAAUUCCAAUUUUUUUGUAUUGAGUUAACACCUCAGCUCUCCACGCUCACAUCUGGUAAUUCCCACCUCUCGCUCAAUCACUCACCUUUUCACCUUCUCACCUCAACUCACCUUGUCAAAUGGCAUCCACAUAUGUUCCACCAGUGGCGUACACAAGAAUUUUGUUUGUUUGGUGGAUUUGAAAUUUGAAUUAUAUUUUUCAUUUGUUGUAAAAAGGUAAAACCAAAUAAGAACUUAAAUUUUGUUUCAUAUCAGAUUUAUUUUUUACUUUAGAUAAUUUGAAUUAAAAAAACAAAAAAAUUCUUGUACGCCACCGUGUUUCACCACCAACAAGGUUGCUCAGGUGCGAUAGAGAGCUCUUUCUGUCCCUCUUUCGCAGCUGUGCCACGCCCCUCCACCCACAGCCACCCACGAAAAUGGUGCUUUUUCACAUACGACACCACUGUCUGACUAUGUUUUUCAUCAUGUACGCCAUCGCAAUCCAUGCACAGUGGUCGCAAUGCCGCGACAGCCGUAUCACAAAUGCAAACAAAAAAUAUUAUUUAACUUGUUAAAAGUUAAAGCUUGGCAUUUGUGGCCGGCAGGCGCGCGUGCAUUACCGAGCAUCUGAAACUUCGAGGGUAAAAAUGAAAAAUAUGGCGCCGCCUGUUACCGGCGAACAUUCCCAAAAAAUCGCUUUUGGCCACAGACGGUCGCCGCCCCAACUGUAAUUGUGAACAUCCGUGCGGCCAUUCCCCAAAAAAAAAAUAAAACAAAUAAUAGAUGCCCCAAAAAAGUGAGGAUACAAAAUGCAGCUGAAAAAACCGUUGGAGGAUCGGCGCGGGAAAUUAUCAAAUCAAGCUUCUUCUGCUUGGGGCUUUAAAACAAAGCUUUGAGGCUUACUUUUUACUAAGCAGGUGCUUCCAACUCGCUUUGCUGGACAAAUACAAACAAAAAAAAACGAAAAUAAUUACCAUUCAAAAUCGCUUGGCCAACUCAGCAUACUCCCUGAAAAUCGUUAAAGAAUAUCGACAAUAUUUUAAUUGUAUUCCAAAAAGUAAAGAUUUAAAGUCAACGAGCACCUUAAAAACUACCAAGACAUUGUAAUUAGCAAAUAAACAAAGUUAAGCAAAACAGCGAGUACGAAAAGCCUUGUAAGAGAUUAUAAUAAAUCAAAAGCAUUUAAAGGAAAAA
Messenger RNA from Drosophila elegans, 4581 nucleotides. RefSeq names its product protein quiver (gene qvr). Gene Ontology annotation, biological process: positive regulation of voltage-gated potassium channel activity; sleep; regulation of synaptic transmission, cholinergic. Lineage: Eukaryota; Metazoa; Arthropoda; Insecta; Diptera; Drosophilidae. The record is from RefSeq and is a predicted model, not a curated record. Bases 127 to 603 code for a protein of 158 amino acids. The transcript has 6 exons.